Messenger RNA from Psammomys obesus (fat sand rat), 547 nucleotides. It is a transcript of the gene Trmt112, whose product is annotated as tRNA methyltransferase activator subunit 11-2. Lineage: Eukaryota; Metazoa; Chordata; Mammalia; Rodentia; Muridae. Gene Ontology annotation, biological process: tRNA methylation; peptidyl-glutamine methylation; rRNA (guanine-N7)-methylation. Gene Ontology annotation, molecular function: protein heterodimerization activity. The record is from RefSeq and is a predicted model, not a curated record. The transcript has 4 exons. The coding region runs from base 1 to 378 and encodes 125 amino acids.
AUGAAACUGCUCACUCACAAUCUCCUGAGCUCCCAUGUGCGGGGCGUGGGCACGCGCGGCUUCCCGCUGCGCCUGCAGGCCACCGAGGUCCGCAUCAACCCCGUGGAGUUCAACCCCAACUUCGUGGCGCGGAUGAUCCCCAAAGUGGAGUGGGCGGCGCUUGUGCAGGCGGCGGACACCUUAAACCUGGCCGAGGUACCCAAAGAGCCCACUGAAGAUUAUGAGCACGACGAGACAUUUUUGAGGAAGAUGCACCACGUGUUGCUUGAGGUUGAUGUACUGGAGGGCACCUUGCAGUGCCCCGAAUCCGGUCGUCUUUUCCCCAUCAGCCGAGGAAUCCCCAAUAUGCUGUUGAAUGAUGAGGAGACUGAGACGUAGCCUGGCUGGCCACCACGUUGGCAUUUUGUGACCGUGUGUAUCUGUUGUAUAGUCUGUUAAGUAGGUACGUCAUGUGUGACCCCGAUCUCCCCCCAGUGACUCACUGACCACCGUGUUCUUGAGCUCCAUAGUAUAUUUUUUUUUUCUCAUUAAAGGUUCAAAACCAAAA